AUGUCGAAAAACAUGAAAACUUCUGCGGUCACUCAUACAUCCCCCUUCAUCAAAUUACCAAGGUUCAUGGAAAACGAACCGCAAUUCUGGUUCGACAUAGUCGAUAUGAAGUUCAACAUAGCCAGAAUCUACAAUCCAGUGGUGCGAUUCCAAAUAGCUUUCAGUGCACUAAGCCCCAAUGCAGCGUUACUUGCACAAGACCUUAUCCACCUGCCAUGGACCAACGUGUCAUACUCCAGACUAAAGCAUAGAGUGACCACUUGUAUCUUUGCAUUGCAAGAAAGUAGAGCUCGUCAGCUUUUCGUAAACGAAACCAUGGGAGACGAUAAACCCUCCGUGUUUCUGGAACGUUUAAAGACAUUGGCGGGUGCGAACAUAUCCAAGUCAGUUCUUAGAGCAGUUUGGACAAGUCUUCUCGAACCUGCUGCCAUCCGGGUGCACGUUGAAGUAAACUAUGAUUCACCCUUGAGAAAGGCUGCUGAAAUCGGCGACCGUAUGUACGAGAUAAUCAAGCUAGAAAGAGAGAUGAGAAGGGCAUUAGCAGCCACUGCAGAGGUUAAAGGACAAUAUAUUGAUGAAGAAGAAUGA
Messenger RNA from Aethina tumida (small hive beetle), 588 nucleotides. RefSeq lists its product as uncharacterized. NCBI's taxonomy places the organism in Eukaryota, Metazoa, Arthropoda, Insecta, Coleoptera, Nitidulidae. The record is from RefSeq and is a predicted model, not a curated record. The transcript has a single exon. The coding region runs from base 1 to 588 and encodes 195 amino acids.